AGAAAAAGCUCAGUAAUUAGCAGCAAUGGCGAAAUUCAUUUUCAUAGCAGUUUUCAUGGUGGUGUUAAUUGCAAAUUUUGCGAGUAGUGAAGUAGCUGCAAGUAGUGUUGUUGUUGUUGGGUCUAGUAACCCUAAGGAGGAAGGCAAUAAAUUAGCUAUGGUUCAAGAAGAGGAGGAUAUGGAUGGUGGGUUUUCUUCUUUAGAUGGAAUGUUACAAUGGGCUAUAGGGCAUUCGGAUCCUGGAGUACUAAAAGAAAGAUCAGAAGUCGCUCAACGCAUGUCUCCGGAGGAACUAAACAAACGCCAAACUGAAUUGAAGGAACUGAUGGAGAAGCUGAAAAUUCCCUCAGAUGCGCAGUUGAUGCUGAUUGCAGUUAAUGAUUUAAAUAAUUCAUCCCUACCUCUGGAGCAUCAUCUCCGUGCCUUAGAGGAGCUGUUGGUACUUGUUGAGCAUAUUGAUAAUGCAAUUGAUCUGCAGAAACUUGGAGGCUUCAGCAUACUUGUAAGAAUACUUAAUCAUUCUGAACCAGAAAUAAGGAUUGCUGCGGCAUGGGUUCUUGGCAAAGCCAGUCAAAACAACCCCAUUGUUCAGAAGCAGGUCCUGGAACUUGGGGCAUUGACAGUGCUAAUGAAGAUGAUGAAAUCUCACACCACGGAAGAAGCUGUAAAAGCAUUAUUUGCUAUUUCAGCACUAAUAAGAAAUAACAUGAAUGGCCGAAGUUUGUUUUAUCAGGAAGCUGGAGAUACGAUGCUUCAGGAGGUUCUUAGCAAUUCAAAUCUGGAUAUCAGGUUGCAUAAGAAGUCACUGUUUCUUAUUGCUGAUUUAGCCGAGAGUCAGCUGGAAAAUGAGAACACAGCUGAGGUUUCCUUUUUUAGCAAUCGAUUGUUACUGAAGGCCAUCGUUGAUUCAAUGGCAUCAAGCGAUCUUGAUCUAACAGAAAAGGCCCUUUACGCAACUAAAAACUUACUACUACUUAGAUCGACUGAUGUUCAACUCUUCAAGGACUUCUGUAAAUUGAACGAGGUACUUGAGAGGACGAGGCAACAGUUGAAUGAUCUUAGUGAAGAAUACGCAAUGGAUGUGGAGAGUCUUCGAAAAGAAGUUAACCUGACCUUCCUUCAAAAGCUGAAUGAGGUUACACAAUCUGCAUUAUGAUGACAGUCUCUGGCUUGAUCUGGGUUUUGAACGUUAUACUGCUUGCAUUCUACGCGCGGAAGUAACCAAGUGGAUCGCGAUAUCUUCAUCAUCCCACGCCUUUGUUCAUCUGGACGUGGACUCGAAAUUGGUACAUCAUCAUCUGCUUAGGACAACACUAAUGUGAAAUAGACAACAUUAUGAGCUAACGACGACUCGCGCUGAUUUUAUAAGUGCCUCUACUAUUUAAGUUAUAGCCAAUUUUGUCGAAUAUUUAACUUUUAUCAAUCUUGCAAAAUUGAUAGCAAUGUAAUGUAUGUGAUGAGAAAAUCAAUUUUGUGGAAAGACCAAUAUUUUCUGCUUCUACAGAAUUUGUAUCAA
Molecule: messenger RNA, 1516 nt
Organism: Solanum lycopersicum (tomato)
Lineage: Eukaryota; Viridiplantae; Streptophyta; Magnoliopsida; Solanales; Solanaceae
Product: hsp70 nucleotide exchange factor FES1-like protein
Cellular component (GO): endoplasmic reticulum
Molecular function (GO): adenyl-nucleotide exchange factor activity; protein binding
Source: RefSeq, marked validated